Molecule: messenger RNA, 1404 nt
Organism: Ogataea haglerorum
Lineage: Eukaryota; Fungi; Ascomycota; Pichiomycetes; Pichiales; Pichiaceae
Exons: 2
Coding region: 1-1404 (467 amino acids)
Biological process (GO): tetrahydrofolylpolyglutamate biosynthetic process
Cellular component (GO): mitochondrion; cytosol; cytoplasm
Molecular function (GO): ATP binding; tetrahydrofolylpolyglutamate synthase activity
Source: RefSeq, a predicted model, not a curated record
AUGAUAAAGCGCACGUACAAGGACGCGAUCAAUGCGCUAAACUCCCUGCAAUCGAACGCCGCCACCAUAGAGGCCGCCCGCCGCGCCGCCGGCGCCAACAACUCGCGGCUGAUUCCCGAGAUGCUGGAGUGGACAAGACGCAUAGGGUACAAGCCAGAGGACCUGGACCGGCUCAACGUGAUCCACGUGACGGGCACCAAGGGCAAAGGCUCGACGUGCGCGUUUGCGACAAGCAUCUUGCUGCAGUACCGGUCGCCGGUGCAGGUGCCCGGUGCCAAGAUCACCAAGAUAGGCCUGUACACGUCCCCCCAUCUCAAGAGCGUGCGGGAGCGGCUGAUGAUCAACGGCAAGCCGAUCUCGGAGGCGCUGUUCACCAAGUACUUUUUCGACGUGUGGGACCGUCUCAGCGCGUCUGCGUCCGACCCUGAGCAGUUCCCCGAGAUGGGUCCUGGUGUCAAGCCUGCGUACUUCCGGUUUCUGACGCUGCUGUCGUUCCACGCGUUCUCGAGCGAGAAGGUCGACACCGCCGUGUACGAGGUCGGCGUCGGGGGCGAGUACGACUCCACCAACAUCUUUGUGCGCCCCACCGCGUGCGGCAUCUCGUCGCUCGGGAUCGACCACACGGCUGUUCUGGGAGACACAUUGGAGAAGAUUGCAUGGAACAAGGCGGGCAUUUUCAAGCAGGGCGCGGCGUGUUUCACCGUGGAGCAGCCGGAGGCCGCGCUGCGCGUGAUCCGCGAGCGCGCGGCCGAGAAAAGGGUGGCCACGCCAGAACGCGUCCCUGGCCGUCUACCUGUGCAAGGCGCAUCUGGAGCGGCUGGGCUUCGAGCUGGGCGACUUCGAGGUGCUGCCCGAGGAGUUUGUCACUGGGCUCGAGCAGGCGUCGUGGCCCGGCCGGUGCCAGAUCAUCCGCGACAGCAAAAGGGACGACAUCACCUGGUACGUGGACGGCGCGCACACGGCGGAGAGCAUUGCGAGCGGCACGGCGUGGUUUGCGCAGUGCGCGCGCGAGUCACACCGCAAGGUGCUGCUGUUCAACCAGCAGACCAGGAACGCGGAGAGCCUGCUGAAAAAACUGCACGAGCAGAUGGACGCGGCGGGCAAGCGGUUCGACAACGCCAUCUUCUGCACGAACGUGACGUACGCGGACGGCAGGUACAGCGACGACCUUGUCUCGAUGAGCGUGGCCCAGGACAAGGUGGACUCGAUGGAGGUGCAGAAGCAGAUGGCCUCGAUCUGGGACGGGCUGAGCAAGGACUCGCGCAAACACCUGUUCCACGACAUCGAGACGAGCCUGAACUUCAUCCGGACGCUGGAGGGCCCGCUGGACGUGUUUGUGUGCGGGUCUCUGCACCUGGUGGGCGGCUUCCUGGUGGUUCUGGAGGACCGAAGCUGAAUGAAUAA